Messenger RNA from Rhineura floridana, 17552 nucleotides. RefSeq names its product RAR related orphan receptor A (gene RORA). Gene Ontology annotation, biological process: negative regulation of inflammatory response; regulation of transcription by RNA polymerase II. NCBI's taxonomy places the organism in Eukaryota, Metazoa, Chordata, Lepidosauria, Squamata, Rhineuridae. Gene Ontology annotation, molecular function: nuclear receptor activity; RNA polymerase II cis-regulatory region sequence-specific DNA binding; zinc ion binding. The record is from RefSeq and is a predicted model, not a curated record. The coding region runs from base 16 to 1782 and encodes 588 amino acids. The transcript is spliced from 10 exons. Gene Ontology annotation, cellular component: nucleus.
CGGCGGCGGCGGCGGAUGGGCGGGCCGGAGGAGGGGCUCCCCCGCCAGUCCCGUCUCGGCCGAGGCAUCGCGUGCGAAAGCAGGCGGAGGGGGCCGGGCCGGCGGGGCUCCAGCUGGUCACAUGGAGCCUCAGCUGGGCCGAGGCGCGGAGGAGGCGGAGGCGGCUCCUGCUCUUGCUGCUGCUGCUGCUGCUACUACUACUACUACGAGGGCCGCUCGGGGCUGCCUGGCAGGCGCCUGCUGACGACGACGAGGCAGCAGCGGUUGCCCGAGCGAGCGAAGUGGCGCAGGACGGCUAGGCGAGAGCUCAGCAGCCGAGGCGCACCUCUCCGCGCCGCGCCCCCUGUCCGGCCGGUCCCGCUUCGCCCCCGACAAAGGAUGUGUUUGGUGGUCGCCGCGAUGAAAGCUCAAAUUGAAAUUAUUCCAUGCAAGAUCUGUGGAGAUAAAUCAUCAGGAAUCCAUUAUGGUGUCAUUACCUGUGAGGGCUGCAAGGGCUUUUUCAGGAGGAGUCAGCAAAGUAAUGCCACAUACUCCUGUCCUCGUCAGAAGAACUGUUUAAUUGAUCGAACUAGUAGAAAUCGUUGCCAACACUGUCGUUUACAGAAAUGCCUUGCUGUGGGGAUGUCCCGAGAUGCUGUAAAGUUUGGUCGAAUGUCAAAAAAACAGAGGGACAGCUUGUAUGCAGAAGUGCAGAAACACCGGAUGCAACAACAACAGCGAGAUCACCAACAACAACCUGGAGAGGCAGAGCCAUUGACACCAACAUACAACAUCACUACCAAUGGGCUAACAGAACUGCAUGAUGACCUCAGUAAUUACAUUGAUGGCCAUACCCCUGAAGGUAGCAAAGCAGACUCCGCAGUUAGCAGCUUCUACUUAGACAUACAGCCUUCUCCAGACCAGUCGGGGCUCGAUAUUAAUGGAAUCAAACCAGAACCGAUAUGUGACUACACCGCUGCAUCGGGCUUCUUCCCUUAUUGCUCUUUUACAAAUGGAGAGACUUCUCCUACUGUGUCCAUGGCAGAAUUAGAACAUCUUGCACAGAAUAUUUCCAAAUCACAUAUGGAAACCUGCCAGUAUUUGAGGGAGGAGUUACAGCAAAUAACAUGGCAAGCUUUUCUACAAGAAGAAAUUGAGAACUACCAGAGCAAGCAGAGGGAAGUAAUGUGGCAAUUAUGUGCAGUGAAAAUAACAGAAGCGAUACAGUAUGUGGUGGAGUUUGCCAAACGCAUUGAUGGCUUUAUGGAACUGUGUCAAAAUGAUCAAAUUGUGCUUCUAAAAGCAGGGUCUUUAGAGGUUGUAUUUAUCAGAAUGUGCCGUGCCUUUGACUCCCAGAACAACACAGUGUACUUUGAUGGCAAAUAUGCUAGCCCCGAUGUAUUCAAGUCACUAGGUUGUGAAGAUUUCAUGAGUUUUGUUUUUGAAUUUGGAAAGAGUUUGUGUUCUAUGCACCUUACCGAAGAUGAGAUUGCAUUAUUUUCAGCUUUUGUUUUACUGUCUUCAGACCGAUCAUGGCUUCAGGAAAAAGUGAAAAUAGAAAAGCUGCAACAGAAGAUUCAGUUAGCUCUUCAGCAUGUCUUGCAAAAGAACCACCGAGAAGACGGAAUCUUAACAAAACUAAUAUGCAAAGUGUCCACUUUAAGAGCACUGUGUGGCCGACAUACAGAAAAGCUUAUGGCGUUUAGAGCAAUAUACCCAGACAUUGUGCGACUUCAUUUUCCUCCAUUAUACAAGGAGUUAUUCACUUCAGAAUUUGAGCCAGCAGUGCAGAUGGAUGGGUAAAUGUAUCACUUAAGCACUUCUAGAAUGUCUGAAGUACAAACAUUAAAACAGAAAAGGAGAAAAAAGCUAAAAGAAACAAGGACACUUUAUAUGGCCCUGCAUAGACCUAGAGAGACAACACACUGCACAUCUUCUGGCAAACAGGGUCAGGCAAAAAGGAUGGGAAAAAUGAAACAAAAGUUGAACUUGUUUUUCUCAUGCAUAUGAUUUCCAUGAUGCCUACCGAUAUGGACCCUUUUUCUGUUUUGACUUCUGUCUUUGACCUGUUUACGCAGAAUGAGGGUACUAAAAAAUCAGGAGGUUUCCUUUUCUUUGUAACUCACUGCCUACAGACUUUCAUAGAACAUUUUUUAGUAAGAACAGAAUCUCCAGCUAGAAACCAGCGACUGGUGUGCAUUGCAGAGGCUUCAGCAUCAGUUUGCACAACUUGCUCAUUGUUUCAUGAAGGAUGAUUUCUUUUCACCCUACCGUUGCCAGUAGGCGGAAUGGCAUGAAAAGGGUCCAUAGCAAUAGUUACAAUAGCAUUAUAAUCUAUUACAGGGUAAAUGGGCAUGAAGUCUAUAUAUAGCAAAAGAGAUAUUGUUUAUAAUAUUGUUUUAAUUAAUAUAAAAUGUAGUUACUGGUAUAGCUUUUAUUGUUGAAUUGAUAAGGCACUUUCAUUUUGCACCUUUUUCUUUUAAAUUAUAUGCUAGCGUGUUCAUUGUCGUGCUGCAUGUGCACCAGAAAUUCAAGUUUAACUGAGGGAGACUUGGAAGGGUUAGGGACACUGCAAGGUGUUUAUGCUGCUGUUUUUCAUAUUCACUUUUUAAAGAGAGGCUGGUCACAUCAUGAAAUACCUUCAGUGAUUUUGUGUAAUGGGGCAGGGAGGUAGUGGGAAAGACAAGUUUCUAAACUGCUAGUUUCAGCUUGUGUUUUUAAAACACAAGUUUAUUAUACAAAUUAAACAAUCCCUAUUAUUAAACCUGAUUGCUGACAUAGGGAUGAAGAAAUCUAUAUUUAAUCACUUUAAAGGUGCUACUGAAAAAUCACCUCAUUUUUUAAGUAAGCCCACUUAUUUAGGUGAGUAAAUAUGGAUUCAGACAGCCAAAUUUUAGACACCUGUGUUUUGGAAAUAUUGCUCCUAAUACUUUUGUUUACAUUUAAAGAGUGUGUGUGUGUGUGUCUGUCUGUCUGUCUGUCUGUGCUUGCACCAUUAGUCCAUACGCUGAGGCAGACAGGGUACAAUCCAUCACGAAGUUCUCUUGUGCAGUCCCCAUUGAAAUGAACAGGAGCUAACCAAAGUGCAAUAGUGUUUCCUGGUGGAUUGUUUCAAUAGCCUUUAAUCCAAUGCACAGUUAAGAGCACCUAAAUCUCUUUAGUAUUUAAGCUUGAAUAACUGUUUAUUGGAUUGCGGCACUGCUGUUAUUUCAUUUAGUAAAUAAUGGGUUUACAUGUGGCUAUUUACUCCAUAAAGUAAACAAUGAAAUUUAAACAGAUUCUCACUUCUUUUGAAAUCAAAGCGACCUGAGUUGGCAUUGUGUCAACUAAAUAAUAAUAAUAAUAAAAAAUAAAAAUCCUGAAACUCAAGUUCAGCUGAUUUCAGCUGAAGGCUGCACUAUAGCUGCUUAUAUCUAGAGUCACACAUAAGAAACUGUCCAAGAUGGUCAAUUAUGUGAAUAUCGCAUUAUGAAGUAAAAAUACAAUAUUUUGUUCAAAUGAGAUAUCUGACCGUAAGAAAUGAGUUUGGGGAUGGCCUCAAGCCAUGCCUAAUUUUCUCUUUCAACAUUCUGUUCUUCCCCACCUUCUGAGGAAUAAGAUAUUACCACCAAUAAGAAACACCAUACUCUUCAGGCUCAUUUUAACUAGGCCACCAGAACCCCUGAUUUCAUACGUAUAGUUAAAAUGGAUGCCAUUUAGAUGUCAUUUCACACCUUUCCAGACAAAGAAAUGCCUAUACAGUAUGCUUUCUUAGUGGCAAUUAGAUCAAUAUAACUUUGAACUGUACAUGUGAUUUUGAACUUUUCAGGUGGUACUUGUUAGCAGACAUACUGUAAUGCUGUUUCAAGUGUGGUAUUUCCAGUAUAAGUGAAUCACACACCUUUUAGGAAAUAUUUUGUAACUGAAGAGAAACAAAAAAGGACACACAUAUUUAUUGGGGCUACGGAAUACUACUCUCCCCCCCCCUUAUUUCUCUGGAGCAUAUCUUUAAUCUCUCUAGGGGCUUCAUUCAGAAUGUAGAAAUUCUGUAUGAACAUAAACACGUUAAAAACAGAAUUCCAAUUAAUGACUCCAGUUUUAGGGAUUCUUUUCAUACCAAAUGGAGUAUCCAAGGUUGCUUAUUUAGAAUUAUUUUAUUUCAUAGAAUAGUAGAGUUGGCUAUCGAGUCCAACCCCCUGCUCAAUGCAGGAAUCCAAAUGAAAGCAUACCCAGCAGGUGGCUGUCCAGCUGCCUAGUCUUGAAUGCCUCCAGUGUUGGAGAGCCCACCACCUCCCUGGGUCAUUGGUUCCAUUGCCAUACUGCUCUAACAGUUAGGAAGUUUUUCCUGAUGUUCAUUCGAAAUCUGGCUUCCUGCAACUUGAGCCCAUUAUUCCGUGUCCUGCACUCUGGGGUGACUGAGAAGGGAUCUUGGCCCUCCUCUGUGUGACAACUUUUCAAGUACUUCAAGAGUGCUAUCAUAUCUCCCCCCUGUCUUCUCAAAGCUAAACAGUUUUUUCAGUCUCUCUUCAUAGGGCUUUGUUUCCAGUCCCUUGAUCAUCCUUGUUGCACUUCUCUGAACCUGUUCCAGUUUGUCUGCAUCCUUCUCUAAGUGCAGUGACCAGAAGUAGAUGCAGUAUUCACGAUGAGGCCUAGCCAGUAUCCCCCAUCUUCUAACUUUAUUUGUUUUUUCCCCCUAGGUGUAGAAGUUUGCACUUAUCCCUGUUAAAUUACAUUCUAUUGUUUCAGCCCAGUGCUCCAGCCUAUCCCUUUGAAUGUUGUGUCUGUCCUCCAGUGUGUUCACUAUCCCUCCCAAUUUUGUAUCAUCUGCAAAUUUGAUAAGCAUUCCCUGCACCUCCUCAUCCAAGUCAGUAAAAAUGUUGAACAGCAUUGGGCCCAGGACCAAGUUCUGCAGGACCCCACUUGUUAUCUCCCCCCAGUUUGAGAAGGAACCAUUGAUAAGCGCUCUUUGAGUACGAUUCUGUAGCUAACUGGGAAUCCACCUGAUAGUUGUUCCAUGCAGCCCACAUUCAGCUAGCUUGCUAAUCAGAAUAUUGUGAGGCACUUUGUCAGAAGCUUUGCUGAAGUCAAGAUAUAUUGUGCCCACAGCAUUCCCACAGUCUACCAGGGAGAUUACCCAAUCAAAAAAUGAGAUAAAAUUAAUCUGGCAGGAUUUAUUCUUGAAAAAUCCAUGUUGGAUUCUAGUAAUCUAUACUAGCCCAGUUCACACUAGCCAAAUGAUGCCAUGCAAGCAUCUUAGGACCAUGUAAGGCUUGCUGUCAGGAGUUAUUCAUGCAAACACGUUAAUAUGAACCAGCACCUCUAUGUAAGAGACUAUACGCAUGGCUGCCUUCAUGUAUCUCCAGUCUGUGACCACAGCAGUAAAUCUAUAUGCUCCUGAGGCACUUAGGUGGGGAAUGAAGAAAUGGGAACUUCAAACAAUGACCUGUUGCCUUUACUAGUGACCCCAGAUCCUUGGGAAGAAUGCACCUACUAUACAGUUCAACAGACACAGGAAGUGGCAUGACUGGCUCAGAUAUGUGCUUGCUGCUCUGUGUAUAUAGGACCUUACUCAUCCCUUUCUAUAAGGAACUCUCAAAUGCAUGCAGUGAAGACCCCCCUGUAAACAGAGUAAAUAGAUUCCUAGAAAAGCCUGACAAACCCGAGUAUGCUGCAUCUUGAUUGCAUCGAAUGAAUUGAAUUUUGAAAGUUCUCCAAGUAACUGGCAAUAAAUGUCAGUUUCAUUCCUUUUUAAUAGAUGCAAUCCAUGCUUAAAACCAGACUGUUAGCAAACAAGUAUUGUGAAUGUGACCAGCCUCAAGUGCAUGUUCAGUUGAAGCUAAAACUCCAGUAUUUAUCAGCCAAUGCCUAUUAAAGGACUGCCAUUUACUAGGGACAAAAGGUAGAAAGCUGAUUCAAGAGAAAAACAAACAGUAUUCACUUGUGGCAGUAAAUAGGAUAGUUAUAUUUUGGUAUUCACUCUUCAGUCAUGACCUCUAUUAUUGUUAGCAAAUAUUUUAUGGUUAUGUGUUUACACAAAAUAUAUUCAGAUCCUGACUUUGUUCUUACUUGCAGGGAAUGCAGCAUCAUUCCCAAUUUUGCUCCUAAAAUAAGCACCAGAUUCAGUCCUGUCUUAAAAGUCAAGCACUUUAUGUCUAAAAAUUUUGUUAUGUGCCUCCAAGUUGACUAUGACUUAUGGCGACCCUAUGAAUCAGCAACCUCCAAAACCAUCUGUCAUGAACCACCGUGUUCAGAUCUUGUAAGUUCAGUCUAAAAAUUAGACACUUUUAUCACACAGCUUUUUUCCAAAUCCAGCAAUAGGUGCAUAAAUUAGCCCACAUGUUUUCUUUAUCUCAGUUAAUAUAGUAUGCUUUGGCAAAAGUAAAAUGGUGGGAAUUGUUGCUGAUGCCUGUUUAAGAGAUGACAUACUGAAGAACUCAAGAUGUAGCUGGAAGGAUGUAGUUGUCAGCAUCAGAGCAGGGACAAAACCUAUCUGGCAAAAAAGCUGAGAAUAAGGACUAAAAUCUGAAGAUGAUGAGGUAGUAUAUUUAGUUGGAAAACUUGCAGGCUGUAGAUUGAAUUCAAAUGUAUUAAGUGUAGGAGUCUUUCUGGGCUGUACUAUAUAAUCUGUGAAAUUAUAUAAAACUGCUGCAGAUGUUAGGAGCACUCCAAACAUCUGUUGGUUAAAAUUGUUUUGGGUUUUCAUCUUCCAUCCCAUUUUGCUGGAAUCUUUAAGGCUUUUAAAAUAAGCUGUGUAGUCCUAGACCACAGUGAUGUUCUUUUGUGUCUCUAGAAUUUUCAUACCAUUUUUAAACUAUGAAAUGACAUGAUGUGAGAUACUGUUUUAAGUUUGGUUGUUCUUUUAAGGAGCUUUUAGAUCAUCAUCAUCAUGUGGAUGCCAAGGUAUGAAAGUGUGUGCCCUUGUAUGUAUGGUGUGUGUGAUUGUUUCUGGCCAUUAAGUGUCCAUAGAAUAAAGAAAAUGUGUUGAAGAUAUUUAAGACAAAAACAGAAGGUGGAAAAAUAUUCUAUAUAAAGCCUUGUCUGGACCACUUAGAGAGACUUCUAUUUUUUUAACCCUUCUAUAAAUAUUUGAUGGCACUUGAAAUAUUCCUGCAAUAAAAUGUGAUUUGUUUAAAGAUUAACAAACAAAAAGAUUUUGUAAUGUGAAACAAUGAAAGCAAGCAAUGUAAUUUUUCUAAAAAAGAAAAAAACAAACGAACCAACUUUGUAUUAUUUUUGUUGAUGGAAUUUGUCUACUUCUCUUUGGAAAACUUUUUAUUUCAUUGAAUGUGCCAUAGUAGAGAUGUGGGUUGUGGGUUUUGUUUGUUUGGUUUUAAGAUGACAGGAAAGCUAUUUGUGUUACCAACAUUCCAUAAUGCGUGAGGGCAUAGCAUAAUGAUUAAAAAAAAGAUUUAUUAGUAAGCUUCAGUCAUUGUUGCUUUUUUUGCACAUGUACUUCAUUCCUCUAUAGUGCAAUAUGUACAUAGAGCACUUGCGGGUUUUAACCUUGAUCCCUCAGGGAAAAAUACAUAUUUGUUGUACAGGAAUUUUUUUUUUUGCCUUUUUCUUUUGCUAAGGAAUGUUGAUUGAAUCACUUGUUGUCAAGAGGCAGCCAGAUAAUAAUCCUAACACCACUGCCAAAAAACAUUGAUCAUGUAAUCAUUCAUGCCCUGCCAUUCACAAAAAAAAAAUCUUGACAGUGCGAAUUGGGGAAGAAAAAGGGUAUAUAAGCACCUUAUGAUUGACUUAAUUGUGAAUGACAAUCCAUCUUGUUAUCAAUAAUAGAUGCCCUAUCAUUCCGAAGUUGGGGUUAAAAAGUCUGAAAUUAAUGUGCUCAGGGAUCUUCUAAAAGUCUUCAACAGGGUGGCCAGUACUUCUGAGACAAAUUGCUUUUCAAACAUUUAGUACUAUCCCUCCAUUACACAACUGAACUUGGCAGAAACUAUUUAUAACUAAUUGACUCUCAGCUGUUUGGGUUUUUCUGCUCAGCUUAGUUAAGGACUGACACAAAAUAAUAAUAAACGCUUCCAAUGCUCGUGAGUGUUUUGUUUAAUGUAUUAGAAAAGUGAACUAAUUUUAGCCAAUGAAACAAAAUACUUUAAUUUUAUUUCAGAUAACCACUCUUUAUCAUGUUUUAAAUACUUUUACAUGCCAUCUUGGGACAAAACUACAUGUUACAUUUACUGUGAAAAACCACUGAUUUGUGUUAAUUAAAUUACAGGCACGAUGGGAUGCAUAAAUUCUAACAUAAAUGUAGCACAUAGUGAAGGGAGGUUCCCUCCCCAGCCCUGAUCAGAAUGGAAAUUGCACCUCCCGCAUGGCUAGGGGCUUUAAAAUUCCCACUGGCGCCAAAGGGAUUCCUCAAACACACACUAAAGCCCUUUGCCACAUGGGAAGGGCAGUUUCCAUUCUGAUUAGGGCUGGGGACAGGAGAGGUAAGUCUCUUUUCCCCAUGUGCUACCUUAGGAAGCAAGCAUUCCCUGUACCCUUAAUUUAAAUUAAAAAAACCAAAAACAUAAAGUGCAUCCUACACAGUAAACAUGUAAAUGUAUCUUGCCCCUUGUGGUUUUGCCCAAUACAGAGGCUUCUGGGGCAGAGUUUUAGACAACACUGGAAAAGCUGGCAGUACACUAGAUGUUCCAAAGCAAAUGGGCUCUGUAUUUUUUAAAUUUCUAUAAUAAAGAAACAGUUAUGGUAGUUUUCAUUGAGUGCCAAUACAAAUUUAGCAUCAUUAUGUCUGAAAUUGUAUUUUUAUAUAAAAAUCCUUGUCAGUAUUUUGCAAUAAAAAUUAAUCCUCAUUGCUUAACUCAUUUUGAGCUUAAAGUUCAUUUUACCCUUAAAAACUAUAAUUAUAAACUGCUGUUACAAUGAGAUUCGCAUAACUCAGAAUGCAAUUAGAAAAAUAUUCUGCCCAGAACAGGUUAUUGAACUCCCCUACUGUUGAUACAUGUGCUUCAUUUCAACAAAAUAAAAUAAAAUCUGUGGGGGAUUUUUAGCCACAUAGUAAGCCCCGAUAUAAUCCCAAAAUUAAUAUAAAUAAGUAGCAAGUAGUAUAGUUCCAUCUCUGUGCCAAAACAUGUGGAGAGGGAAUCUAAAAUGUUCUCAAAGGCCCAGAUAGGAGUGUGGAAGGCAGGCAAGCUGCAGUUCUAAACACAGAUCUCUGCUUCCGGAGUGGGUUAGGAUAUAGUGGACAUCCCCGUCUUCUAGCCUCCACUGAUCUUGGGGCUUUGCCACUGUGGAAUACAUGGUGGAGGGGAUGGGGCACAGCUGGACUGGCCAAUGAGUCACUGAAUCCUAAACUGGUUCAUCACCAAGAAAGAGCCAACUCCAGGCCUCCCUGCUGUGCCAGCCUGGAGCUGGGGCAGCAAUACAAAAAAACACUUUAUUACCAGCCCCCACCUUCUGGCACAAGCGGCAGGGCUUCAGAUACCGUAGUGGCUCCACCACUCACUUCUGCCCCCUUGCUACCUAGCCAGAGUGGCUAAGCUCUCUUGGACAUGUGAUGUUUGUGCCUCUUGUUUAUUAAAGCAGGAAAUGCAUUAAAUGAAUUGGAAAUUAAUUAGGCAAGAAUUUAACAUUCACUCUAUUUAGCAGUCAGGCCAAAGACAAAUUGAUUUCAUCAUCUUAGCAGCUAAGACUUAGCUAAAUGGCUGAAUGUCCUUCUCCCCCUCCCCCUCUUCCUAAUUACUACAACAUUGCAAUACAUUUAUUUACAGAAGUAACCACAGUAAAGCAUUAAUAAAACAUCCAUUGCAUGUUGUGUUGUGCUUAAAUUCUGGUUCUCUUCUGAGACCAAAAUGGCUAAAAUGGUAGUUUGCGGAAGGUAGUCUUUUCUUUCUGAUUUAUUAGCAAUUUAGGCUGCAAUCCAAUACAUGUCUACUCAGAAGAAAACUUGAUUGGGUUCAAUGAGACUUACUGUGAGGUACGUGUGUAUUGGAUUGCAGCCUCAAUCCUACAAAAUGAGACAGCUGUGUCAGAGGUACUCAGAUAUUUUUAAGGGAGUGAGCCUGUUUGUGUACCGGAAAGAGUGAUCAGAAUAUUACAGGCUGAAAUCUGUACAUCUAGGAGAGAUUAUAAUCCUAUAAAGCUAAACUAAUUUAGGGUUGCCAUAUUCCAGUUCCACAAAUCCGGGCAGGUUAAGUUGCAUAUUAUGUAAAGUAUUUGCAUAUUAUGCAAAUUAUUUGCAUGUUAUUUGCAUAUUAAUACUUGCAUUGUCCAGUUGUUUUGUUUUUGUGCCUAGGAAUUACCACCAAAAAAUGGGGAAAGAUGUGAGAAAUCUUUUUUUUAAAAGCAACAUUUUUAGCCUUAAAUGCCUAGACUCUAGUUUCCAACACUAUGGAGUAUUUAUUGAUUGAUUAAGAGAAUUUAUAUCCUGCCCUUUUGCUGUUAAAAACAGACCUCAGCACAGCUUACAAAUAUAAUAAAAACAAUAAAAAUACACAAUCAAUAUAAAAACAUAAUAAAAACACAAAAUAGCAACAAACAUAAAGUAAGUCAGGGCAACAGUACGGUUAACCAUAUACGAUAUAUUUCAAAGAUGUGGUGGGUGGAGAAAAACAAGAAGCCAAAAUGUUAGGAAAAGGAGUCUUUCACACCACAUGCUCAGUUGUAAAUACUGUUGCAGCAAGCUUUACAAGUUCCUCCAGUAUUCCACUGGUGCAGGCACUCAGACAUUCAAAGUAUCUGUAUGUUUCUUAGGUUUUAUAAAAGCAGAGCUUUGCUUAACUCAAAAUUUCUUCUCCCUUUGAUCAACCACAUCUACACAGGUUCCACCUCCAUACUCAAAAUGAAACUGGGCCUGGAAGUGUGCAACAACCCCAAACAUACCUUGCUAAUUAGAUUACCAGUGCCAGGAUGUCUGUUUUAUGAACUACUCUCCUGCUCCCCCCCCCCCCCCGGGCAUCAUGAAAGACCCAGUCCUGGGCUCAGAAAGAAAAUAAAUAUCUGGUCCUCUUCAAAGUAUUGAUAAGCUUCUUGUUUUAAUUGAAAUAAUAAUUAUAAAUUCUUGUUCUUAUCACUAAUGGGAGUUAAUUAUCUUGCAUAUGCUGCUGUUGCUUCUAUGGCUGUAACGGAGUGAGGUUAAAGAUAAGUGAAAUGCAAAUAGGAAAAAAAAACACAGAAGGCAGUAACACUUUACUAAAUGUAAUACCAUACCAACCACAACAAGAUUCCUAUGAGUAAGGCAGAAAACUAAGCAUCUCACAACCAAAAAUAUGAUAAAUGAAGAAAUAUUUAUAUAAAAGCAUGACUAUCAAAUAUAUUUAUUAUUUACACAAACUGUAAAGAUAUUUAUAGUGCAAUCCUAGGUUUAUUUAUUCAGAAGCAAGUCCCAGCGUAUUCAGUGGGGCUUACUCAAACAGGGACAGAAAUGCAACUUCAAGUGAUAAGCAACUUCAUUCACACAACCCAAAAUUCCGAAUCAUGCCACUUUACGCUGUUUUGCAACUGUUUAUACUUCUUUUUAUGGUUAUUGGAUUUUAAAUGGCUUUAUUUCUUAUUGUGAGCUGCCUUGGUUUCCAACCCUACCUCACAGGGGUGUCGGAAAGAUUCCAUACAUGCACACGCACAUGCAGACACUGCAGAUGUACAAAUACAUGCAGCCCAUAUAAUAGUUUAUUGUCAAACCAGUUGGUCAUUGCAGAAAAAUCAGUAUUAGUUUUUAAAAAAUCAGUAUUACUUUCCUAUAGAAUAAAAACUCUAAUACCUAAGUAAGCCCUGCCUACUUGCUUUAAAAUAGGACUGGAGGGCACAAACACAAUUCUUUUUUACAUUCACUCCAAAGUCCCAUUGAUUUUCAGCACAUUCAUAACCAUGUCUACUCAAAAGUAAGUCCUAUUGAAUUCAAUGGGAUUUACUCUGGGCAUAUGGGAUUAGCAUUGCUCUUACAAAAAGCAAGCAUUGGGAAGGUUUUCAAAACACUGCCCAAGAUCUGACUCCUGCACACAAGAGGAAAAAAAACUGAAAUGUAUAUACUUACCCAAUUUAUGAGAUUUUCAGAUAAACAGGGGGGAAACCACCAUUUUGUUUUCUAGACACUGCCUCAGAUCAAUGAAACUGAAACACAAUCCCUGAUUGGCUGCAAUGCUGAACGGGCGGGGUUAAAGCUACAAAGUGCUAUAGUACAGUACUGUUUAAAGAAAGAUUUAACAGUCGGGGAGGGGCGGCUGACGUUUUUAUGUAUAUCUCGAGAACCGGACCACCUAGAAACUUAAUUUUUUAAAAAAAUUAAAGCUGAGUAUCCGGGCCACCUAAAGGGCUAGCCAGGCGCCGGGUGGCAUGCAUAGAAUCCGGGUAAAACCCGGCUAACCGGGCAAUAUGGCAACCCUAAACUAAUUAGAAAGCAUAUAUAAUAUUUAUUUUUAUUUUUAUAUUUGUUCUUAAGUGUCUGUACUGUAUUCACAAGUUAUGUAGUGAGGGAGAUAUUAAUAGGCCAGUUCUAAUGUAAAAAAUGUACAGUUCUUCUGGUUAUUUGAUUGUCUAGAUGUUGAGUGCCAGUCAUGCAUAGAAAGAUGCAGAGACACAUCCUCAUGAUCACCUUGUGAUCAAUCUGGUGUCAGAAUGGCUUUAAAAGAUUUUUCGUGUAGAUCUUUCAAAGCUGAGGGCAAAGCAGUUUGGGGGCAACGUUCAUGGAAAGGGUUCAGUUCAACCACUGGAUCUUGAGUUCUAACAAAAGACACUCAAAUGCAUGUAAAUAUGGAUACGUGUUGACAUCAUAAUUGGUUCCUGCCCUUUCCAUGGGGAUAAAACUACAGGACACCAAAGCUAGCUCCAUGUGGAUGUCCAAGGCAACAAUUUGUAGAUUGUUUUCAUUUCUAAGAUUAUUGCCUUAGACUCAUCUAUAAACUUGCAGAAUUGAUGUAAAAUGUUUAGAUGAUUAAUUUGUGUAUUUAUUCCCUUUGACAUUUCCAAAUAAUUACCGUUAUUAUGUUUUAUGUAACCUAAUUACAUAUCAGUUUCUUACUGUGUGUUUGUAAGGCUAGAUUAUUUAGAAGUUAAAGGUCAGGCUGCUGGGGAGGAGGGUGAAAGUACUGGACUAUAAAGGCAAUCUUUUUCAUCAGCUGGAUAAGAGUAUCCUUUCACUUAAAACAAUUGAAAUAAUGUGAAUAGAUUUAACAUUUGUGGCAUUUACACUGCUUCAAUUGAAUAUUUCUGGUAAAGUGGUGAUUAGGAACAAACCAAAGCCCUAUAUAAUCAACCAAUUAAUUGCCAAUUGAUGGAUGAAACAUUUUUACAUUAGUCAAUUCUACAUAGGUUGUAUUGUGAUAACUCACUACUAUACUGCAUAUUCUUAGAGGAUUGUGCAGGUGUCCUCAUGUAUAAAAUGUAUUAUGUUGAAAUUACUUUGUAUACUUUUAAAAAAUAUUUGGAUAUAAAGUAAGGUGUAUUCUACCAUCGCUUUACGUAUAUAAAUGCAUCAAUUGGAUUUUUCCAUUUAUUGGUAGCAGGGCAUAAUAUUAACUCUUCAGAGCAAUAAAUAAACUUAAUCCAAAAAUAAAAUGUUAGCUCUUGCGUGUUGAGGUGUCGUGAAUCUGAAAGCUACAAAUAAUUAUUUGCCAUUCAAAUUUUAUUUUCUGCUGUGGUAUUCACUUUAUUAUCUUUACUGUUCAUCUCAUUGCCUCUUAGGAAUAUUUUUUUAAAAACUGAGCUCAUGGCAUAUUUUUAAUGCCACAUCCUUAUUUUGGUGUGUGCAUGUUUAUUUUCCACACUUGAUCUUUCCCAUACUACUUAGAAAGUUUUACUGAAGAUGCAUAAAUGUACAGGACCCUGCAAUCUGCUUGUUAUCCUCUUAUAUAAAUGCAGACAAUUCAUAAGCAAUAUAGUGAAUUUUAUUUCACAAACCACAGAGGUACUGUAUAUAUAUUUUCUUAACUUCAAAAUUUUCUAUUUUGACUCAACAAAUUUGUAAAAAAAAAAAAAAGACCCCAGUGGUAACUCUUUUGACUAUUAGGAUAUUAACUGGCUGCUUCUUUAUAUGUAAUUGUAUUGUCUGCCUGCUCCUUUUUUCGGAGAUGUGUUUUUGUAUGGAUGUUUGAGCCAAUGGGAGGCUUCAAGCUAUGAUGUAUUUUCCCACCUUAAAUAUAUUUAACAUGACAAACCCCAGACAAGGCUUUUAAAAAUGUAAGAACUGCAGUGUUAGGUGGUUUAUUCGCAAACUGUUCUCAGUGCUAACCAUUUUAUGGCACCUUUAACAAUAUUCUUGUUUCCAAAGUACAAAGUAAAGGUUAAAAAUAUUCUAGCCAUAACUGAAUGUCAAGCAAUAAAAAUGACUUUUUGUGCAUAGAUUUAAAAGAAAUACAAAUUUUAGACAUCUGCAUGUAAAUGCAAAUACCUUGUUUACUGCUUUCUUAAACUUGAUCAACCAACUCCUUGUUUUACUACUAAUUUAAGGACUUGUAAUGGCCUGUACACAAUUUCUCUUGCUCUAAUUCUUAUGUCAUGUUUGUCUCAGCUUCUGAGUCAUACUCUUCAAUGUUGUUCUGCUCACCUUUUGUACGGUUAUAGCUAUUUUGCUUUCAUUCUCUAUAGAUAAAAUAUACUAUUUAAAAAACCUAUGCGGUGCAAAUAUUUAUCUGUUUAUCAAAUACCACAUUAUGCUGUAUGAUAUCUGUUUUACUAUAUACUCUAUUUUAGAAAUAGCUGUUUAGAACUAGAGUGUGCUAUUUUUGUGUUUUUUCUGAUGUGUGGUGCUAGAUAAGUUAAUUUUAUGAACAAAUCUCUUUCCCGUUUUACUCCUAGACAAUCCAUAUUUGGGUCUUGUACUGUUUCACUGAAUAGUUAUGUGUGCAUGUGUAUAUAUAUCUUAUACACAUUUACACACAUGCCCAACGAAGUACCUGUAUCAGAGUACUAGAUUGGGGACACAGUUUUUUCUUUGAAUAUGUAGUAACAUUCUAUAAAGUUGUGUCUAGCAUAUUUAAUCAGGAGAAAAUUAACUCCUCAGUAAUGAUAUUUGAUAUCCAAAUUGCUUCUUGUUUCUCGUCUCUCCCCUGUCCCCUCCAUCACAUUCUUUAUUUUUGAGAUUAAAUUUCUACAACACUUUAGUUAUUCUUUGGCGCAGCACUUCUGAAACUAAGUACUCUAGUAGAACCCAGUUGCUUCAGUUUUGUGUGUCCUCCUUUCAUGUGUAAAGUACUAAAAUAUAGGCCUUUUUUUAAUUGAACAUUCAAAAUUUACUAAUGAUGCAAUUCAGUAUGCCUAAAAUCACUAUGAGGGCUACACUGGGGGUACAGUUACAUUCUAUUGGGAGGGAGAGAAGUGGUGCACAUAGGAGAAUCCACCUGAAAAGAUGGUUCUGACCCAGUUCAAGGACUUCACAGAGAUAAACAGAAAUUAGAGCUACACUAGGUGCAAUCUACAACACUAACACGUAACCCCCUAUGUUUUGGUUCAGACACUCCUGGGGCUGUUGGGAGGCAUUAAUUGUAUGAACAGCUGCAUAUACAUAUAUGCCUAUUUAUAUAUGUUGCCACUGCAAUCAACUGCAAAUUUCAACAGCUGCAUAUGUAUGCUCCUACAUCAAGGAGCCAUUUCAUGAUUAGUGCCUCUGUGUUAACCCACUGAUGACUUAACACACUCCAUAAGCAAGUGCGCAAGGGCUGACAACUGCCUGAAUCAGGCCUAUGGCUCAGUCCCCAUAAGCAACAAUGUUACCAAGGAGUUGUAACCAUGCAGUAGUAAUUAUCAAAGAAGGUUUGUACCUAACCAUAAUAAACCUGUCCUUCCAAUAGGACUAGGAUGUCUGUAUUUCCAGUCCUCCUUGUGUGUUGCCCUAGAUUGUGCCAUUACAACAACUAGCAUGGGCACACUGUACUGUGUUAUCUUGGCUGCCCCAGCUUUUGUGGUUGAUUUGAAUCCCACAACACUACAACCACGGGGGGGGGGAGGUCAGUUGGCAAUGCAAAUAUGCCCUGUGCUGCCACAGAUUUGUACAAUUCAGGGGUUCUACUGCACACACAGAUGCCAAUGCAUCUAAGGGUUGAUCCAUCCUAUGAGCUAUGGAGUUCUCUGUGUAUACAAUAAAGAAUUUCCUCUACGUGUAGUAAUACCAGAAACAAAGCAGAAACUAGAAAGUUUUGGCCUGAGUUUCUAAGACUUGAGAUAUUUAAGUGACUGAGUCACACUAAGAGUGCAGUCCUAUGCACACUCACUUGGGAAUAAGCCCUAUUGGAAUUAAUGGGACUUAAGUUUUACUAGACAUGCAAUAAGAUUGGUAAAUCAUAUUGAAUUCUUGUAUGGACUGUUUUCCAUGUCAGUGCAUACAUAUAGAGAACAAUGAAAAAAUAUUGUAAUGGUGCUGAUAACAUUUUUAGUACUGUUUGUGAUCAUUUAACAAUAUGUUCUUCUUAUAAAGAAUGUGUAUUUCUCUUGACUAUGAAUUUGCUGUAGAUUCAGAAAAUUACAACCAAAGUGUAAACUGGAAUUUGCGUGUGUGGGUUCCCAAUGGCCCACAAAUUGCACAGCCUAAUUCCGAACAGAAUUUGGCACCAAAAGAUACUGCAACGGUAUAACAGUAACUUUAAAAAAUGUGUAAUAGACCAAUUUAGCUAGAACUCAAAUUCUAUCAUUUAUCAUUGUCAUCAUCUCUUGCAAAAUCCUAAUGGAUAUCAAAUAUCAAAAUGUGGGAUAAUACCUUUAAAAUAUUUAUUGCAACUCUUUUCUGUACUAUUACUGAAGUUAUAAGAUCUUUAGCAAAGAUUUUUGAGAAAUCUAAGAAGCUGUUUACUGCACUUUUUGAUAAUAGAGGAUAGUAAAUAUUAAAGCCACAUGUCCUGGUUCCACGCACUGCUUCUGUACUUUGGUUUAGCAAACAAACCAUUAUUCUGAAAAUAAAUACAAAUGUACUUAUCUGCACCCUGGCUAUAUUUUAAUACAUAGAAAGUUUAAAUACCAUCACUCUGAGGAUAAUUUAUUUUAUUUUUUUAAAGCUACAUUCUUCUUUAAAAUGCAAGUCCAUGGUUAUUUUCCAUUCCCUUAUUGGUUCAAAUCACUUUUUAAAAAGAGAAACUUUUAAUUUGUCUAUCACAUACUUUAUAUAAGUAAUGUUUUCCCUAAUUAUUUGGGCGUCAUUGUUUUAUAAAUUAUGCAAGUUUGUGUGAUUAAUGUUUCUUGUGUAAUUACAUGUUUGAAGAAUAAAAAUAAAUGCUUAUAAAUAUGUAUUGGUUUGAGGAUUAAGCACAUAAACAUCACCAACCUCACUGAGUAACACACUCAGUCUUCUGUAAAUAACUACAAAUUGACAUGAAUCUGUACUGUACAUGCAAAAUGUGUUGUCUUAUGUGUACAGUAUAUACAAAUUCAUUUUCUAGCUAUGACAAAAGCUUAAGCCAUUGAGAGGAAUAUUAAAAGUAAUAUUGUAAUAAAACUUCGCUAAUGAUCUUUUCCCCAUUAUCAAUUUUUUCAUUUGUAUCAGAUCUUCUUUACAACUCACCGUUACGCUUGUCAGCUUAGACUCAACAGUCUGUUAUUUUAUUCUGAUCCUGGAUAAAGUAUUUUGACUCAUUUUGUAAAUACAAAUGUAAAAAUAAGAGAUUUAAUGUUGUCUUUUAAAUACUCUGAUUUUCAUUCUAAUAUGAAUGUUGUUAUAUUGUACUUAGAAC